Equus caballus (horse) is the source of this 1988-nucleotide messenger RNA. RefSeq names its product olfactory receptor family 4 subfamily H member 12 (gene OR4H12). NCBI's taxonomy places the organism in Eukaryota, Metazoa, Chordata, Mammalia, Perissodactyla, Equidae. Gene Ontology annotation, cellular component: plasma membrane. Gene Ontology annotation, molecular function: olfactory receptor activity; G protein-coupled receptor activity. The record is from RefSeq and is a predicted model, not a curated record. Gene Ontology annotation, biological process: G protein-coupled receptor signaling pathway.
CGAUGAGAGAGAGAAAGAGAAGGGAGGUAUAUGCUUAAGGAAAAGCAGUAAAUCCGAUAGAAAGAAAAAACUCAUAUUCUCUAGAUUCUUGUUUUGGAGAAUGGAAUUGUAGGUCUAAGUGUAACAGAAAAUCAAAUGUGAGUCAAUAAUGUAGUAAGAAAAUUAAUAAUGAGAAAAAUAUUCAUUAACUGUAUUCAAGAAAUAUUAAGAAUUUACCAUGUUAUGCAUGACUUAAAUAUUUUCAUAAGGCUGUCUCUGUUAGGCUUUACCAUGCUUACAAUAGUUUAUAACAUUUAUUUAUUUUUACAGAGAACCAGAGCCACUCAACCAGUUCUGCCUGGGUCCUCAUGCAAGUGGUCAACAAUGUCACUGAGUUUACAUUCCUAGGACUUUCCCAAGAUCCCAGAAUGCAACUGAUUUUCUUUGCCCUAUUUCUCCUCUUCUACAUCGUGAUCAUAGUGGGAAAUCUGUUCAUUUUGCUUACAGUCUUUUCUGAUCCUCGACUCCACACACCCAUGUAUUUCUUCCUCAGUAACCUGUCCUUUGUAGACAUUGCCUAUUCCUCAGCCACUGCACCCAAGAUGAUUGAAGACUUUGUUUCUGAGAAAAAGACUAUUUCCUACUGGGGCUGUGUAACUCAGAUGUUUACCUUCCACUUUUUUGGUUGUGCUGAGAUUUUUGUUUUGACUGUCAUGGCUUUUGACCGUUAUGCCGCCAUCUGCCAACCUCUUCGUUAUACCACCAUCAUGAGUGCCAAUGCUUGUAUUGUGCUGGCAUCACUGUCCUGGUUAGGAGCCCUGGGUCAUUCCUUUUUUCAGACCCUCCUGACCUUUCAGCUGCCUUUCUGCAAUGCUCGGGUCAUUGACCACUACUUUUGUGAUGUGCACCCAGUCCUAAAACUUGCUUGUGCUGAUACAACCCUGGUAAAUAUGUUGGUGAUUGCCAAUAGUGGUCUAAUCUCUCUGGGCUGUUUCCUCAUUCUUCUGGCCUCCUACACAGUAAUUCUAUUUAGUCUUCGGAAGCGGUCUGCAAAGAGCCGGCAUAAGGCUCUCUCAACCUGUGGAUCUCAUCUGACUGUAGUAACUUUCUUCUUUGUCCCUUGUAUUUUUAUUUAUCUUCGUCCAUCCACUACUUUCCCACUGGAUAAGGCUGUGUCUGUGUUCUAUACUACCAUCACUCCAAUGCUAAACCCACUCAUCUAUACUUUGAGGAAUGAGGGUGUGAAGAAUGCCAUGAAACGACUAUGGAGUCGCAAGUUCUCCUUGAAGGAAAAGUUAAAGGGAUAGUUUGUAGUAAAUGCAAAUCAGAGAAUUAGCUGAAACUUUCAUGGUCCCUACCUUACUAAUGCUUUUAAGGAAUAGGCUCUAAAAUUCAGCCAUCUUGUAAUUUUCAUUUAACAGGGAAUAACUUGAGGCUAUUUUAUUUCUCUGCCUUUGGGUGGGCUAAAUUUAAACCUUUCCCUACUGGAAACACUCCUACACAGUAUCUCAUUUAACUGCUUUAGAUCCCUUCAAUUUAAACCAAACUAUCUUCAGCUAUAAUUCAAUAACUCAGAAUGAGGUUUCAAGGGAAAGUUAUCUCUGAGGAAUCAGAUCAUUUCUCCUAAAAAAAAAGAAGUUUGACUUCCCAGGAGCUGCCUUCUUUUUCCCCUCAUUUCCUCCCUCCUCCCUUCUUUUUUUUCCUUUCUUUCUUUCCUAGUCUUCUCCCACAAAUAUUGUAUAAUCUAGUAAAGGCAAUAAAUUCAUAAAGAGAUAAGUAUAACAAAUUCAGAAAAUGUGACAUAGAAAAAUACACUUCAUCCAAUGAAGAAGUUGAUAUAAACUGACAAACUGCCCAAAGGAUGAUUUCCAUACAGGAAAAACAAAAGAGAGAGAGAGCGAGAGAGAGAGAGCAUUUUACAUAUCUUGCAGGGGAAGAAUCUUUUUAAAGACCCUCUUGAAGAACUUGAAUAUUGUCUGUCACCCCAGUACUAUGACAAUAUUUUUACU